This is a messenger RNA of Acanthoscelides obtectus, 1263 nucleotides long. The record is from the annotation of a GenBank genome assembly. NCBI's taxonomy places the organism in Eukaryota, Metazoa, Arthropoda, Insecta, Coleoptera, Chrysomelidae.
AUACCAACCCAAAAUGGUAAAUACCAUUUCCAUUUGGUUAUCCGCUUGAAUUUGAUUAUAGUGACGUCUUAUUUCAAAUUUAAACAGAACGAUGUCAUAAAACCGGUGACAGACGUCAUUGAUUUUUUGCUAAAAUCCCUAGUCGCGAUUUUUGUCAAUCUAUGGCUAGUUCAAAUUCCUUUCUAAUCUUUUUAUCGAGUAGGAUUGGUCAAUGGUACUACAAAUGUCAGGCAAACUCUGAAAGUUCCUAUUUAUAGAAACGCAACCAUGGUGGAGCCAAACCAGGAAAGUUUGGACGUCUAUGAUCGGCUUUAGAUGCGCCGUUGACGAUUAUGAGGAUACCGAACAGUCGAACUGGGAUCAAUUCACUAAAACAAGAAAUACUUAAAGAUACGACACUGUCCUUAUCGUUAUCAAAGAAAUAAGCUAUGAUAAUGCAUAAGUAACAUUUUUAUGACAGCAAUUGUAAGAAUAUCCCCAUUCGGAGAUGGCAAAAUUGUGUGCAAAUUUGUCUUUCAUGUUCGGAGAAAAGGCUUUUUUAGAGAGAUAUAAUUUGGCGAAGAACGCUGGAUUUAAAGCAGUGGAAUCUGGAUUCCCUUAUGGAAUUUCUAAGCAACAAGUUGUUGAUGCCAAAAAUGCAGCUGGAAUUGAUCAAAUACUCGUCAAUGUGUACACUGGGGACGUUACCAAAGGUGAAUUAGGGUUUGCUGCCAUCCCUGGGAAAGAACAGGAAUUCAAAGACAGUUUAGUUACCACACUAGAUUAUGCAAAAGCACUGGGCGCUAAAAAGAUCCAUAUAAUGGCAGGAAAAGUGGAUGGACAGAUCUCUCCUAAGCAUGACUCUGUAUAUCUGGAUAAUCUUAAAUAUGCUGCAAAAAUUCUGGAGAAAGAAAACAUUUUAGGAUUGAUAGAACCUAUAAAUCCUUAUUCAGUUCCAAAUUAUUACAUGAAUAGCUAUGACAAGGCUAUAUCAGUAAUAGAUAAAGUGGGCAGUCCUAACUUGAAGUUGAUGUUAGACAUUUUCCAUUUACAAAUGAUCAGAGGUAAUAUUACCAAUACAAUGAAAGAGCUAAAAGGAUACAUUGGACAUGUACAGAGGAAUUGAAAAGUGUAGCAGGUUAUGAAGACUGGAUUGGCUUAGAAUACAAACCAGCAUCAACCACUGCAGAAGGAUUGAAGUGGAUCCAAGAUUUGGGUUAUAAUUUGUGAAAAUAUUUUAAUAUGUGUAACACACUUACUAAUAUAUGUUAUAUAUGUACAUAC